AGCAGCUGUAGAGUCCGUUGCGCACCGUAAAAUAGCAUGCAUCGAAGUCCGCUGCACAGGCGUGAAGCACCUAACAAUGGCGCUUCGAUGCAGCGCCUUUACUCUCCUCAUAACCAUUACAUGCGUCCAUGCUUCUCCGCAAGCGCUACCACGAUUUUGCCAAGCUCCGGUGAUUCAAGGACUGUGUCGCAUAUUAAACGUGUCAUGGCAUUUUCAAUGUCGCACCAAAAGUUGCCUCAUGCAGCCUAACGUACUCUGCAGUAGAGCACCAAGUGUUUUCUUAUCGCAAAAGUCGUGCUUGUUGGCCGCCAAACAGCUUGGUGCAAAAAAGAACCUGCAAGAUUGCAUGCAGAUGUCAACCGUUGGUGGUUGUCGACCAGAAAGCCACCAUUGGUAUUUUGACCAAUAUCAAAAGAACUGCAGAGUGUUCCACCACAGACAAUGUACCACACGCGGCAACUACUUUUUGACUGAGCAAAAGUGCAAGGAAAUGUGUCUGCGUCCACUAAAACCCAAGAUCCCGUCUCAAAAUAAAAUACCUCGAGGGACAUCACAUACGUUGAAAAAACAGGAAGCAAGAAUACAUUGAGGAUAAGUUAUAAUAAAUACUUCUUUUUUCC
Messenger RNA from Rhipicephalus sanguineus (brown dog tick), 620 nucleotides. Its product is annotated as protein AMBP. The transcript has 4 exons. The record is from RefSeq and is a predicted model, not a curated record. Gene Ontology annotation, molecular function: serine-type endopeptidase inhibitor activity. The coding region runs from base 77 to 589 and encodes 170 amino acids. NCBI's taxonomy places the organism in Eukaryota, Metazoa, Arthropoda, Arachnida, Ixodida, Ixodidae.